Molecule: messenger RNA, 2343 nt
Organism: Theobroma umbraticum
Lineage: Eukaryota; Viridiplantae; Streptophyta; Magnoliopsida; Malvales; Malvaceae
Product: glutamate receptor 2.8-like
Cellular component (GO): membrane
Molecular function (GO): ligand-gated monoatomic ion channel activity
Source: RefSeq, a predicted model, not a curated record
GUUAAAACAUGUACCUACCCACAACCAGCUUUUCUGGUCUCCCGUGUUAUUCCUUGACUUUUCAGUUCAAGGGAAAUUUCUGAGUAAUCUGGCCUCUGCAAAUUGACUUGGUCCCUAAAUAAUGAGUAAGAAAACCAUAGCACUAUAGCAGUAAUCUUCACUUUGAUUUUCACAUUUGGCACCAAGAAAAGUUUGAUAAAAAAAGAGAAAUUUAGGUGAAGCAAUGGAUAGCAAAAUGGUUUUUGCCUUGCUCUUUGUGAGUCUUGCACUACUACUUCUGUUUCCAUCAACAAAUUGCAGUACAGGGAUAGGAGAUGCAGCAGGUGGUGGUGAGUUCUCUGAUUCUCUUCAUGAAGUUUCAGACUGCAGUUUCAGUUCUUCAGUUGAGUUCCAACAAGAACAGCAUAUUGCUUGGGAGAUGACCAUACACGGUUUUAACAGCAGAACUGGACCUAAAAUGGCGUUAACCUUCCAAGAUUUGUACGGUAAUUCUACUCCGGUUGUACUUUCAGCUUUCUACGGAGACAAAAAAGGACACAUGGAUGAUAUAGAUAUUGUCACCCUCGUUUUAACUUACUGUUCGAGCAACAAGAUGCGGAAGCUUUGGGCCCUUAUUGUAAUGGAUGGCCCUUCAUCACUCUCAACAACUUCCUCGCGACUUCAAGGCGCUAUAAACAGUACAUUUCGGGGAACCUACAGAAGCCAGGACUCGAGUUCCGGUAGCGCCGGAAAAAAGAUGAUCGACGGGGCACUGGUGAUAUCAAACACUACCCAGUUUUUGGGCGUAAAUAUUAAUGACAAGAACUACAGGACAUUCACAGAGCUUUAUAACUCUUUUGAUGAACUGGUUGAGAUGGUUGUCGUUGAGGUAUCGCUUAGAUCUAUAAAGAAGUGGUUUGAUACAGCGGUUGGUGACAUAGAGAUUACAGCAGAUCAUCACCAGCCUCCGAGAUUCUCUCGGAAAUAUUUGGAAUCACGGUUCACGAUGGUGGUUAAGGCAAAACCCAACGAAUUGGACAAAUUUUGGUGGUUCCUAAGCCCCUUCACACUAGAGAUGUGGCUUACUUUGGUAGCUUUGAGUGUAUUUACAGGAUUUGUUACCUGGAUAAUUGAACGGCGGAACGAGAAUGGACCUAAUUUGGUAGAAGCUCUGCUAUUCUUUAUGCAUAGAGAUGCACCAAGGAACAGAUUAACUAAUUUUGUGCAGGUCCCAUGGUUAUUCCUGGUCCUGGUUGUCACUUCAACCUAUACAGCGAGUUUUUCUUCCAUGGUAACAAGCUCAGAAACUAAGCCACCUUGCUUAGAUAUGGAAAACCUCAAGCUAACAAAUGCUAUUAUCGGUUGUGAUGGAGAUUCUAUUAUCUUCCGUUAUUUAGUUGAAACCCUUGGGUUCAAACGAAAGAAUAUCAAGAACAUGGCUCGAUCUUCAAUCGAUGAUUACGCAAAGGCUCUAUCAAGUGGAAAUAUAAAGGCUGCAUUCUUUUCAACGGCUCAUGCCGAUGUUUUCCUCGCUAAAUACCGGAAAGGCUUCAGCGCGUGGGAACCAAUCCGUAAUCUACCCCAUUCUACACUUGUGUUUCCACGGGGUUCUCCGUUUAUUUCAGAGCCUAAGUUCAAGCAAAUGAAGGAAUAUAUGCUAUCUUUUUUGGAUUGUUCAGGUUCAACAAUUGAUGGCACCAUGAAACGAGGAAUAGGACCAGGCCCCUUCUCAGGUUUGUUCUUUUUAUCAGGCGGUGCAUCUGCAAUUGCAAUGUUAAUCACGCUCAUUCGUCUGAUUGAAAGACCUUGGGAGAACUACAUUCAGAGAAUGUUGAUGGGUAGAGAACUUUGGGUGUGGCUCACUACUCUGUUUCCUCGAAACCAUCGGAGAAAUGAGCUUCAAAUUCAAGUCCAAGGAUAAUUUCCCCCUUCCAAACACAACUCAGCAGCUCCUGGUUCUAGGACGUGCUGCCGAGUGUGAUGUCUUUGAGCCUGUGAUUAAAUAGCUCUCGUUGCUAGGCCUGUUGUCCCUCAGCUGCAUCAUCCAAGUGGUGUGCUUUCGGGUCUAGUCUCUGUUGUUUUGACUGUUUCUUUAAUGCUUUUUCUGUUCUUGACUGGACGAGAGGCUACUCUCGUCGAUGUCUUGAGGCUGCUCUUCUUGUUCUUGGGUCUUUGGGCUAGAGGCUGUGGCGCCUGAUCAUUUUGGAUUUUGCUCUUUCUAUGUUUAGCACAGGCCAUUAGGAAAAGGGUAAAGAGCUUCUUGCGGACCUUCCAGCUCACUUAGGUUAGAAGAUUGCAGCUGAUCUCUGAGAUAAUAUCUCUUUUUGUAAAUAUGCGUAUUCUGCUUCUGCACAAAACAGUCUA